ACAAGAAGAAGAAGAAGAAGAACAUCCCUUCCGGGUCAGGUCCAAGGAAACUAAAUUUAGAGGUUCCUUGGUCAAGUUGUUUUUUUAUUAUACAUCUAUGGGUCAAGUCUAAUCCGAGCAGCGGUCUAACUAAACAUUUUAUUUGUUAAGAACGCAUCUUUGAUUAAAGAGGACUUGUGAUAAUCAACGCAAAGACACAACAUGGCGACCACUAUUAGCACUCAGCGGGGACAGGUGUAUAUUGGGGAGCUUCCCCAGGACUUCCUGAGGAUCACUCCAACUCAGCAGCAGCAGCAGGUCCAGCUGGACGCCCAGGCAGCCAGGCAGCUGCAGUUUGGAGGCUCAAUAGGCACCGUAGGGCGACUCAGUAUUACUGUUGUCCAGGCCAAGCUGGCUAAAAACUAUGGUAUGACUCGAAUGGAUCCGUACUGUAGGGUCCGACUGGGCUAUGCAGUUUACGAAACACCAACUGCUCACAAUGGAGCCAAGAACCCGCGCUGGAACAAGGUGAUCCAGUGCACAGUGCCUCCUGGGGUGGACUCCUUCUACCUGGAGAUCUUUGACGAGAGAGCGUUCUCCAUGGACGACAGGAUAGCAUGGACUCAUGUCACCAUCCCUGAAGGCCUGAGGGAGGGCAGUGUGGUGGAUGAGUGGUUCAGCCUAAGUGGCAGGCAGGGCGACGACAAGGAGGGCAUGAUCAACCUGGUGAUGUCUUUUGCUUCCUUACCAGCAGGGAUGAUGACUCAGCCUGUGGUCCUAAUGCCCUCUGUGUAUCAGCAAGGAGUAGGAUAUGUGCCCAUUGCAGGAGUGCCUGCAGUCUACAACCAGGGCAUGGUCCCCAUGGCAAUGCCAGCAGCCGUGCCAGCUGUUGGGGGCCAGGGGCCAGUGUGCAGUGAGGAGGACCUGAAGGCUCUGCAGGACAUGUUCCCCAACCUGGAUAAGGAGGUGGUUCGCACUGUGCUGGACGCACAGCAAGGCAACAAAGACGCUGCUAUCAACUCUCUGCUGCAGAUGGCUGAAGAGCUCUAACUGCAGAACACAAGCUUACAGUGGACACACACACACACACACACACACACACACACACUGCAGCCAUACCUGAGCUCCCAGGCCUCCUGGUAGCCACAUAUAUCUGUUUCCUCUCCCUUUAUUGAAUCCUGGUUGGCAGAUGUAUUUGGUAAAGUCAUGUCAGACUGAUUUAGGUUUGUAUCACAGUCUGUAUUCCCAGGGUUUGAUUUGCACUGUUUGAGUUAUAGUGAGUCAAGUUCAGAGUCCAUCUUCUUUUUAUGUUAAUACUGUUGUUACUAGUAUGUGUAGAACAUGUCUGCAGUAAACCUGCAGUGCACUUCUGCUGUUUCAUAUGUAGCUGGAAAAAGGUAAAUGCAUUCAGAAUCUGAUAAAUUAUUAUGGCUAUAUUAAAUUAUAUAGAAUUGUAUAUGGUGAUGGGAGAAUUGUGAAUGAACAAAUGACCUGAGGGAUUGAGGUGAGAACUGCCAUGUCACACCACACUGAGUGAACUGAUUCAUGAAACCCAUUUUUAAUCACUGUAGUAAGGAUGUCCAGCUUGUUUUAAAGUAAUAUCCUGUGGAGUAUUUUUUUUAAAUAACUAGAGUUUGCAGAGAGAUGCUUGAGAAUGAAGAUGUCCCUGUUAUGAUAAAAUCUGGAUGUUUUGAAGUUUGGCAUGAUGUUGUUUGUAGAGCUUUUGAGACCAAAACACUUUUAUCCAAGUUGUCUACACACUUAGGUGAAGUGAAGACCUAAACAGAGUAAUUCAGUCCACGUUUAAUGAGCUUAAUAUCCACAUAUGUAUUUAGACAUAAUUUCUGCUCCCCGAGCAGUGAGGCCUAAGACAGUGACCUGAUUUCCAUAUAAUGAGCUCUGGAUGUUCAUGGUCCCCAGAAGCUGACUCUUAAUGUUUUUGUUUCCUUAACUUUACUACAGUGCCACCUUGAGAUAAAAGCUUGUGCAUGAGGGAGGUUUUUCAUGCUUCAUAGUUUGACUGCAGCUUCUAACACAGCAAGCAGAGCUUUACAUGUUUAGUCUUCUUGUUUUUCAGCCACAGUGUUUGUAUGUGUUGUAGUUCCUUUAGCUUGCAUUGACACUUAGAGUUUACAAGGUCUUGAUUCUAAUGUGCUUUCUGCCAAAGGUUUCUUUUAAAAGUGUGAUAGUUCUAACUUUUUACUUGUGAUUCCAAAACUAUCACUGUUGAAAUUCUUAAAAUGUCAGUCAUUUUAUUCUGUGUCAUGUGAUUCUGCUGUUUGACACUCACUCACUGCUUCACAGCAUCUGGAAAUCCAAGCACAUGCAAUUUAAGUUGGAGCUGUGGGAAGGAAAAGCCUUUUAUGUGGGAUGUAGGACUGAUAAGACAUAUUUAGAUACCUGUGUUCAAUGUUAACAAGAGCUUAAUUUAAGCCACUUAAGCUUUUCAGCUGGGAAAAAAUGGCAAUGCCAAAAGGAACGGCAGAAUGAAUAGAAGACUCUUUGUUACAGAGAUAAGAUGUCUUACAAGAUAUGGUCGCUAGUAAAAAUAGCUUUAUUUAUCCA
Messenger RNA from Perca flavescens (yellow perch), 2544 nucleotides. RefSeq names its product toll interacting protein (gene tollip). Gene Ontology annotation, cellular component: cytoplasm. Gene Ontology annotation, molecular function: ubiquitin binding; ubiquitin conjugating enzyme binding. The transcript has 6 exons. Gene Ontology annotation, biological process: ubiquitin-dependent protein catabolic process. The record is from RefSeq and is a predicted model, not a curated record. NCBI's taxonomy places the organism in Eukaryota, Metazoa, Chordata, Actinopteri, Perciformes, Percidae. The coding region runs from base 202 to 1029 and encodes 275 amino acids.